This is a messenger RNA of Arachis duranensis, 555 nucleotides long. RefSeq lists its product as uncharacterized. Bases 1 to 555 code for a protein of 184 amino acids. The record is from RefSeq and is a predicted model, not a curated record. The transcript has a single exon. NCBI's taxonomy places the organism in Eukaryota, Viridiplantae, Streptophyta, Magnoliopsida, Fabales, Fabaceae.
AUGUCAGAAUUUGGGGAGACCCCUGACACAAGACUAGCAAUUGCUCAGACACUAAAUAUUGAACAUAUCGGAACACAAGAAAAAUACCUGGGGCUGCCCUCUAUAGUUCAAAAAUCAAAGAAAGCAACCUUUGGAGCUAUCAAGGAUAAAGUUCAGAAGAGGAUUAUGGGUUGGAAAAGAAGUCUAUUGUCAUCAGGUGGCAGGCACACGCUAUUGAGAGCGGUGGGAGAGGCGAUUCCUAAUUAUACACUCUCUUGUUUCAAGCUCCCGGACACGCUGUUGGCUGAGAUUCAUAGCAUGCUCUUGCAAUUUUGGUGGGGUCAAAAAGGCGCAGAACGAAGAAUAGUUUGGAUUAAAUGGGACACAAUGAUGAGACCGAAGAAAGAUGGAGGGCUGAGGAUCAAGGACCUAAGGGUGCAAAAUUUGGCUUUAUUGGGCAAGCAAUGUUGGCGUCUAAUGAAAUACCCUAAUUCUACUCUAUCAAGAAUGCUCAAAGCUAAAUAUUUCAGAAAUACAGAUUUUCUACAUGCAGAGAUAGGAAGUGUACCAUCGUAG